CUGAGAAGUUCACCAGGGGAAGUGUGUUUUCCAGGAGGCAAAAGUGAAGCAAUUGAUAAAGAUGAAAUUGAUACUGCUCUCCGAGAAGCUAAAGAAGAAGUGGGACUUCAGCCAGAGAAGGUGGAAGUCAUCUGUAGACUUGUGCCUGGAAUUGAUAAAAUGAAUCACUUGGUAACACCAGUUGUAGGAUUUAUAGAAGAUACAUUCCAGGCCACUCCUAAUCCAGAUGAAGUGAGCGAUGUUUUCGUCGUGCCAUUGGACUACUUUGUUGAGCCCGUAACGUACAAGCCCUUGCCUUAUACAACCUGGUCUGGUUACUCAAGUUGGAUGCACUGCUUUACAUAUGACGACCCUGAACAUAAAAUGUCAUUCAAGAUAUGGGGCCUUACUGCGCAGUUUGCUGUAUUUCUUGCUCUUGUAAUUUUUGGAAAGAGACCUACCUUUGAAGUUGAUUAUGAUCUUGACAAUUUAAUUUCAUCCUCUGAGAAUAACUUCAUGAAUUUAUAUGCAUCCUUAUAUGAAAGAAAGAAGAGUAAUCUAUGACAAACUGGUCUG
Messenger RNA from Pterocles gutturalis (yellow-throated sandgrouse), 555 nucleotides. RefSeq names its product nudix (nucleoside diphosphate linked moiety X)-type motif 7 (gene NUDT7). The transcript has 2 exons. Gene Ontology annotation, molecular function: coenzyme A diphosphatase activity; acetyl-CoA hydrolase activity. The record is from RefSeq and is a predicted model, not a curated record. Lineage: Eukaryota; Metazoa; Chordata; Aves; Pterocliformes; Pteroclidae. The annotation marks the transcript as partial. Gene Ontology annotation, biological process: coenzyme A catabolic process.